This is a messenger RNA of Pyrenophora tritici-repentis Pt-1C-BFP, 195 nucleotides long. The record is from RefSeq and is a predicted model, not a curated record. Lineage: Eukaryota; Fungi; Ascomycota; Dothideomycetes; Pleosporales; Pleosporaceae.
AUGCAUCCCUCGAGCUUUGCUCACUGGUCCCUCUCUGCAGCCCGCGACCUUACCCUGGAAGCCGCCCGCGAUGCCAGCAAUGUGCGCAGGGCGCCUACCAAGGAAUUGCCCUCGGGCCAGCUCAAGAAGCUCCUUGAUAGCAGAUCAGAGCGCGAUGUGCUGGAGGGCCUACGGCGGGUUAUCACUACCAUGUAG